UCCAAGAUGGCGGCGGGCGGCGGCGGCUCCGCCGGUCCCGGGGCUCCCCCCGCCCGGGGCCGUUUUCCAGCCCGGCCACCUCGGGGUCCGACCCGGCCUCCCGCCGCCCCCCGUCACCGAAUUCCUUUAUGGGGAUCUUCAAUUUUAUCCGGUACCGGGAACGGUUCUGAUCCUGCGCUUCUUACUCUCUUCGGCCUAGUCGGAGGCCUCCGGCGUUUAAGGGCUCUGCUCGGGGCCUCCUCCCGCGGUCGGCGGCGGACGGAGGAAUUCCGGGGUUUUCUCCCCGAAGAGGUGACGACGCCCGGCCCCGCCCGCCGCUCCCAGCGAGGUACCCACCGGACCCCCGGCGCCGUCACCUCCCCCCCCCGCCGCCGCCGCCAUCGCCGCUGCCCCUCCCCCCAAGCUGGGGGCGGGGCUUCAGCCGCCCCGCCCCGCCCCCAACGGCCACGCCUUCAGCUCCGCCCCCCCGCCCGCCGCUUACGGGGGGGCCCCGUCGCCCCUCCCCCCCCUCGCUGGCCGCGGCGGGGGAGGGGAGGGCGGCGGCGGGGCGGGGCGGCGGGGGAGGGGACGGCGGCGUCAGCGGCAGCGUCAUCAUCGUCCGCGUCGCCCAGGCGAGGGAGGGGCGCGAUGACGUCACCGGCAUCCGGGACCCCUCCGGUGACGCGGGGCGGGGGGCGGCGGCGGCGGCGGCAGGGCACGAUCCUGGGGAGCCUGCGGCAGUUCGUUAUGCCCCUCGUUAGCGCCCGCUCCUCGCGGCCCAUCCGGCCCCCCCGCCGCUUCUCGACGGCCCCGCGCCCGCCGGUGACGUCACGGCGCCCUCCUGCGACGCCCCGCCGCUCGACAGCGGCGCCCGCGCGCCCGCCGGCGUCCCCCCAGCACCCGCGGGUGCCCCCCCAGCACCCACCGGCGUCACCCUGUCGCCCACCCGCGUCGCUGCGGCACCCGCCGGUGUCACCCCCCCGCUCAACGUCACCCCGGCACCCACCGGUGUCACCCAGCCGCCCGCCCGUGUCACGGCAGCACCCACGGGUGCCCCCCCGCAACUCAGCGUCCCCUCCCCGGCACCCGCGGGUGCUCCCCCCCCCCCCCACGGGCGACGUCCCCGCCCGCCGCCCCCCCUCCCCCUCCUCGCCGCCCCCCUCCCCCGCCCCGUCCCCUCCCCCCUCCCCCGCCGUGACGCGCGCGGCCCCCGCCCCCCGCCGGGCCAUCCUGCGCGAGGCCACCUUCCGCUGGACCUCCCUGCGCCGCGCCGCUGACAUCACCGGCGGCGGCCGUGACAUCACCGGGGGCGGCCCUGAUGUCACCAAGGGCGACCGUGACAUCACGAAGGGUGGCCGUGAUAAUAUUGGGGACAGCCGUGACAUCACCAAGGGUGGCCGCGAUAACACCGGGGACGGCCGCGACGUCACCGAGGGCGGCUGCGACACCACCGGGGACGGCUGCGAUGUCAUCAAGGGCGGCCGCGACAGCGCCAGGAAUGGCCCUGAUGUCACCGAGGGCGACCGUGACAUCACCGAGGGCGGCCAUGAUGAUAUUGGGGACAGCCGUGACGUCACCGAGAGCGGCCGUGAUAACACCAGGGACGGCCACGAUGUCACCGAGGGCGGCUGCGACACCACCGGGGACGGCUGUGAUGUCACCAAGGGAGGUGGUGACAUCACCAGGGACGGCCGUGACAUCGCCAAGGGCGGCCGUGACAUCACCGGGGAUGGCUGUGACAUCGUCAAGGGUAGCCGCGACAACAGCAGGGACGGCCGUGACGUCAGCAAGGGCAGCGAUGGCGUCACCAGGGAUGGCUGUGACGUCACCAAGGGCGGCCGUGACAUCACCGGGGAUGCCGGCGACAGCAGCAGGAGCACGCCGGUGACGUUUGGUGACACCUUAGUGACAUCAGGUGGCGCCGCGGUGACAUCCGGGGACUCCCCGCUCCCGUCUGGUGACGCCACGAUGACGUCUGACAUCGCGGCGACGUCCGGUGACGCCCCGGUGACACUCGGGGACCCCGCAGCGACGCUCAGCGCCGCCGCGGUGACGCGCGGUGACACCGGGGUGACGUGCGGCGCCGCCGCGGCGCCGCUCAACGACACGGCGGCGACGCUCGGGGACGCGGCGGUGACUUUUGAGGUCACCAAGGACCCUCCGGUCACCCCUGAAACCGCCCUCGGGGACAUCAAAGUCGUUCGCGGCGACAUCACGGCGCCCCUCGGCGCCGCCGCGAUGACGUCGCGGGUCCCCCGCCGCCUCCCCUUACUCCGAGCCCCGCGCUUCACGCCCGGCCCCGCCCACCUGCGCAUCUACCAAUCGCUGGGGGACGCCGACGCCGCCGUCGCUGACGUCACCGAGGGGGUCGCUGAUGUCACCCGCCGGCACCUUCCCCCCGCCAACCACCUCGCCCUGCCCCAGUUCCUCCCGAGGGCGCGGGACGCCGGUGAGGUCACGGCGGACGCCGGUGAGGUCACGGGGGACGCCGGUGAGGUCGCCGGGGAAGCCAAUGAGGUCACGGGGGCCGCCGGUGACAUCGUCGGUGACAUCGACCGCGUCUACAGCCUCCUCAGCCGCGCCAAGGUCCAGCUCUUCAGCAUCGGCCAGCGCCGCACCCCCCCGCCGUCUCCCGGGCCGGAGGAGGGGUGCAAGGAGCCGGAGGAGCCCGAGGGGGCACCCGGGGACCCUCAGGGUGGGGGGCAGGGUCCCCGCAUCAAGCACGUCUGCCGUCACGCCGCCGUGGCGCUGGGCCGGGCCAGGGCCACCGUCCCCGAGAGCGUCCCCCGCCUCAGCGCCCUGCCCCCCCCCCCCCGCGGGACCUCCCCCCACGAAGAGACCUCCUCAGCCUCGGAGGCCGAAGGAGGCCGAGCCAAACGAUCUCGGGGGGGACCCGAGGGCACCCCAAGGGGUACCCCCCCCCCCCCACCCAUCCGGCCCCCCACCCCGCCGCCCCCCCGGAAGAACCGGCAGGCGCGGUGCGGGCGCUGCCGAGGGUGCCGACGCCCCCAGGACUGCGCCGCCUGCCCCAACUGCCGCGACAAACCCAAAUUCGGGGGGCCCAACACCAAGAAGCAGUGCUGCGUGUACCGCAGGUGUGACAGGAUCGAGGCGCGCAAGCUGGAGCGGCUGGCCAGGAAAGGCCGGUGCCCCCCCCGCGUGACGCCGUGGGACUCGGAGGAGUCGGGGGAGGAGGGGACGGCGGGGGAGACGGCGGGGGACACGGCGGGGGACACGGGUGGGGGGGGGGACACGGGGGGGGGGGCGGACCCUCCCCCCACCCCCACCCCACGGAGAUCGGGGAGACGCUGCCUGCGCCCACGGCCACGCCCCUGCGCCCCCCCCGCCUCACCCCCCUCCGAGGGGGACACGGGGGGGGCACCCCACGAGGAGGUGCCCCCCGAGGCGGAGGAGCCCCCCCGGCCGCGCCGCGCCCCCCUCCAGCCCCUCCUGCAGCUUCGGGCCCGGCGACGGCACCCAAAGGAGUGGGGCCCCCCCGGCACCCUGGGGCCCCCCCAAAACGGGUGGUCGGGGAAGGGCCGGCCCAGCGACGGGGUGCACCGCCUGCGGGUCGACUUCAAGGAGGACUGCGCCCUGGAGAACGUCUGGCUCAUGGGGGGGCUCAGCAUCGUCUCCUCCGUCCCCGUCACCGCCCCCCUCGUCUGCCUCCUCUGCGCCAGCAAGGGCCUGCACGAGCUCGUGCUGUGCCAGGUGUGCUGCCAGCCCUUCCACGCCUUCUGCCUGGGGGUGGGGGAGGGGCCGGGCCCGGGCCAGGCCGAGGGUUGGUGCUGCCGGCGCUGCAAAACCUGUCACGUGUGCGGGAGGAGGGGGAGGCCCGCCAAGCCGCUGCUGGAAUGUUCCCGCUGCCGCCGCUGCUUCCACCCGGCCUGUCUGGGGCCCAGCGCCCCCCCCCCCGCCGCCACGCCCCCUGGCUGUGCUGGGGGUGCGCGCGGUGCCGGAGCUGUGGGGCGACGCCGGGACGGGGGGGGGAACCCGAGUGGGUGCCCCAGGACGGGCUGUGCCCCCCCUGCACCCGCCUCUGCCGGCCCGGGUGCUGCCCCGUCUGCACCCGCGGGGUGGGGGGGGGCACCCGCAAGGAGGAGGAGGAGGAGGAGGGGGGGGAGGAAGAGGAGGAGGAGGAGGAAGGCGAAGGGCGACCCCCCCGCUGCCCCCGCUGCCGCCGCCGCGCCCCCACCCAGCGCCCGGAGGAGGAGCGCUGGGAGCUGCGGGUGCUGCCGGGGGAGGGUGCUGCGGGGGCCCUGCAGGGGGCGCUGCGCAGGGUGCUGGGGGGGCUCCUGCGCUCCCCCCACGGCCCCCCCCUGCUCCGCUGCCAGCAGUGCCCCCCCGGGGGGGGGGGGAAGUUGCACCCAGGACCCUGCGACUUGGGUGCUGUCGGGGCCCUGCUGGAGGGCGGCCACUACAGCUCCGUGCAGGGCUUCAGCGAGGACGUGGUGGGGGUGCUGCUGCGGGGGGGGGGCGGGGGGGGGCCCCCCCGAUGACGACAGCGGCGGCGGCGCCCGGGAGCUCUUCAUCCAGCUGAUGGUGGGUGCCUUCCCCUGGUUUGACAUCCGGGACCCCAAACGCUGGCGGCCCCCCGGGACCGGGGGGGUCCCCAACGGGCUGCUCCCCCAGGCCGUGCUGCCCCCCUCGGCCGAUCACACCUACGCCCAGUGGCGCCCGGAGCCCCCCCAGCCCCCCGGCGCCCCGGGGGCGGAGCCAGCGGUGCCGAAGGCGGCGGGGGGGGGAGGGGCGGACGAGCGCCAGUGCGCCCUGUGCCUGCAGUGCGGGGACGCGCCCUGCCAGGAGGCGGGGCGCCUACUGUACAUCGGCCAGAACGAGUGGACCCACGUGAACUGCGCCCUCUGGUCGGCAGAGGUGUUCGAGGAGGGGGACGGCACCCUGCGCAACGUCCACGCCGCUGUCGCCCGCGGCCGCCAGAUGCGUUGCGAGCACUGCGGGCGCCCCGGGGCGACGGUUGGGUGCUGCCUGGCCGCCUGUUUGGCCAACUACCACUUCAUGUGCGCCCGGCGCCGCCGCGCCGCCUUCCAGCGCGACAAGAAGGUCUUCUGCCAGCGCCACACCCGCCUGCUGGAUGGCACCGAGCUGGUGAGGGACGAGGGCUUUGCGGUUCUGCGCCGGGUGUUCGUGGAUUUUGGGGGGAUCAGCCUGAAGCGGAAAUUCCUGGGGGGGCUGGAGCCCGAGGCCGUCAACAUGAUGAUAGGCUCCAUCCGCAUCGACAGCCUGGGGGCCCUGACGGAGCUGUCGGAGUGCGACGGGCGGCUCUUCCCAGUCGGCUACCAGUGCUGGCGGCUGUACUGGAGCACGCGGGACGCCCGGCGGCGCUGCUGGUAUCGCUGCCGCAUCCUGGAGCACCGGCCCCGCCCCCACCCCGACGGGGGGCCCCCGCCCGGGCACCCAGAGGAGAACCGGACCAUCGCCCACGGUGCCACCCCGGGGUCACCCGGCAGCGGGGGAGGGGACACGCCGCCCCCCCCCGAGGGCCAGCGGGGUCCCCCCAGCACCCGCCCGCGGGGACCCCCCACCUACUCACCCACCCGCCGCCCCCCCCCCAGGGAGCUCCUCCCGCCCCUCCCCUCCCCCGGCAGCGCCACCCCGGUGACGCGUCACAUCCUGACGGUUGGGGACCCCGAGUUCCCCCCGCCCCGACGGGCGCGGAGAGCUUUGUCACCCGCCGGCGUCACCCGUCGCUGUCCCCCGAGGCCACCGCCCCCGAGGCCACCGUCACCCAACGGGCCAACGUCACCCAUGGGACAAGAGUCAUCUCAAGAGCCAACGUCACCCAACGGGCCACCGUCAACCCCGAGGUCAUCGUCACCCGUGGGGCCACCAUCGUUCUUGGGUCAACCUUCAUCAACGAGGCCACCGUCACCCCUGAGGUCAUCGUCACCUACAGGGCCACCAUCAUUCUUGGGUCAACCUUUGUCAAGGAGGCCACUGUCACCCAACGGGCCACCGUCACCCAACAGGCUGCUGUCACCCAACGGGCCACCAUCAACUGCAAGGUCAUCGUCACCCGUGGGGCCACCAUCGUUCUUGGGUCAACCUUCAUCAACGAGGCCACCGUCAAGCCCGAGGUCAUCGUCACCUGUGGGGCCACCAUCGCUCUCGGGUCAAUGCUCGUCAACGAGGUCACCGUCCCCCAGGGGACAACGGCCACCGACGGCGCCACCGUCCCCUCUGGAGUCAUUGUCCCCUUCUGGUGGCCCGGACCUGGCCCUGGAUGAGUUGGACGUCACCGAACUGGCCUUGGCUGCCGGACUCUUGGGUGCCUCGGGGACACCGAUGGGUGACAGCAGCGAGGACGAGGAGGGUGGUGGUGGCACCACCCGUGGUGGCACCCGCGGGCGUUACUACCGUUUCGCCCGUACGGUGGUGACGCGGGAACCGUCGUCCCCGUGUCCCCUCCCCUUGUCCCACAUCGACCAGUUGGACGGGGUGGAUGACGGCGGGGACAAGGGACAACGGGGACAACGGGACGGGCCACCACCUGGGCCACCGUCGCGGCCACCCGCCGCCGAGGACCUUCCCUCCGACAUCGUGGACUUUGUUCUCAAGAACAUGACGGGAGAUGGCACCAAGGUCACGGUCACCCAGGCAUCCGGGAUGGGCGUCAACGGGGACAGCGGUGGUGGCACCCCAUGGGUCACCGAAGGGUCCAACCGACGUCCCGGCGGGGCACGGCUGUCCCAGGAUGGUCACCGAGGAGGUCCCCGCGGUGGUGGGGACGUCCGUGUGGGCGAUGGAGAUGGCGCCAACGCAGACGGCGCCCAUAGGCACGUCGGUGGUGGCCUCGUCGCCCGUGGAGAUGCCACCUGCGGAGACGUCACCCAUGGGAACGUCUUUGAUGGCCACGGCGCCCCUGGAGAUGCCACCCAUGGAGAUGUCACCCAUGGGAACGUCUUUGAUGGCCACGGCGCCCGUGGAGAUGCCACCCAUGGAGAUGGCACCCAUAAGCACGUCGGUGGUGGCCUCGUCGCCCGUGGAGAUGCCACCCGCGGAGACGUCACCCAUGGGAACGUCCUUGAUGGCCACGGCGCCCGUGGAAACGCCACCCGUGGUCACGUCAUUGGUGGCCCUGCCACCCGUGGCCACGUCACCGAUGGUCACCUCGCCCCUGGAGGUGCCACCAACGGCCACGCCACCCUUGGAGACGCCGCCCACCACAAUGGCACCCAUGACCUCUCUGACAGCACCCACGGGCGCGUCACCCGGCUCAGCGCCAGCCGUCACGGUGUCACCCCGGGCGAGGUCGGGGGACGCUGGGUGUCCCCGUGGGGCGUGACCGGGGCACCCAAACGUCCCGGGGAGACGCCGGGUCCCGGUGCCAAACGGGCGCGGCUGGAGGUCACCGGUGACGAGGGGGACGGCACCGAGGACAACCAGGCCACCAGGCCGGGUCAGAUCUCGGUGCCUCUGCCGCCGCUCCGGGACGUUCUCGACAUCAAGGAGGAGCCCGAUGACCUCAGCGACGGUGGGAGCUUCGGGUCCCCCCCGGGCCCGUCGCCCUCCCCCGCCUGCAGCCCCCCCCCAACGGACGGCACCCUGGAGCCCCCCUGGGCCGCCUGCGCAGGACAGCUCGGAGGACGAGUCCCCCCCCACCCCCACCCCCCCCUCCCCCCCGCCCGCCCCCACCUGCGCUUUGAGAUCAGCAGCGAGGACGGGCUGAGCGUCACCGCCGACACCAUCGAGGGAGCCUGGCGCGCCGUCACCGAGAAGGUGCAGGAGGCUCGAGCCAACGCCCGGCUGGGGCACCUCAACCUGGCCGGGAUGAGCGGGCUGCGGCUCCUCGGGGUGCAGCACGACGCCGUCGUCUUCCUGGUGGAGCAGCUGCCGGGGGCGGGGGCCUGUGGGCGCUAUCGCUUCCGGUACCACCCGCGCCGGGACCCCCCCCACCCGCCACCCCGCAACCCCUCCGGCUGCGCCCGCGCCGAGCUCUACCUGCGGAAGUGCACCUUCGACAUGUUCAGCUUCUUGGCGUCCCAGCACCGCACCCUCCCCCAAGGUCCCCCACCCCGUGAGGAAGAGGAGGACGAGGUGCAGCUCAAACCCACCCGCCGUGCCACCAGCCUGGAGCUGCCCAUGGCCAUGCGCUUCCGGCACCUCAAGAGAACCGCCAAGGAGGCCGUCGGCGUCUAUCGCUCGGCCAUCCACGGCCGGGGGCUCUUCUGCAAACGCAACAUCGAGGCCGGGGAGAUGGUGAUCGAGUACUCGGGGAUCGUGGUGCGCUCCGUGCUGACCGACAAGCGGGAGAAGUUCUACGACAGCAAGGGCAUCGGCUGUUACAUGUUCCGCAUCGACGACGCCGAGGUGGUGGACGCCACCAUGCACGGCAGCGCCGCCCGCUUCAUCAACCACUCCUGCGAACCCAACUGCUACUCCAGGGUCAUCCACGUGGAAGGUCACAAACACAUCGUCAUCUUCGCCCUUCGGCGCAUCCUCCGCGGGGAGGAGCUCACCUACGACUACAAGUUCCCCAUCGAAGAACCCGCCGCCAAACUCCCCUGCAACUGCGGCGCCAAACGCUGCCGCCGUUACCUCAACUGAGGGCCGAGCACCCUUGGGUGCUGGUGGGUCAAACCUCCCCCGCCUGCCGUCGCCGACCGAUAACCCGUUAACCGCCCCGUCCUGGUGAUGAUGAGGUGGUUCCAGAAGUUCCGGAGAUGCCUACAGGGAUGUUUUGGGUGCUGGGGGGCACCCGCGAGCCGUGGGGAGGUAGACCCGGAGGUGGCCGUGAAGUUCUGGAGAUGCCUACAGGCACCUUUGGGUGCUGGGGGGCACCCGCAAGCCACGGGGAGGAGAUCUAGAGGUGCCCGUUCAAGUUCUGGAGGUGCCCAUGGAAGUUCUGGAGAUGCCUACAGGGAUGUUUGGGUGCUGGGGGGCACCUGCAAGCCACAGGGAGGAGACCCAGAGGUGCCCGUGAAGUUCUGGAGAUGCCUACAAGCACCUUUGGGUGCUGGGGGGCACCCGCAAGCCAUGGGGAGGGGACCUAGAGGUGCCCAUGGAAGUUCUGGAGAUGCCUACAGGGAAGUUUGGGUGCUGGGGGGCACCCACAAGCCGCAGGGAGGAGACCCAGAGGUGCCCGUGAAGUUCUGGAGAUGCCUACAGGGAAGUUUGGGUGCUGGGGGGGCACCCGUUGACCGCAGGGACCUGGUGCAGAUGGGACCUAGAGGUGCCCAUGGAAGUUCUGGAGAUGCCUACAGGCGCUGGAGCACCCAUGGGUGACACAUGGGUGCUGAAGGGGGGGAAAGGGGGGGGGCACCCACCAACCGCAGGGAGCUGCUGGACCUGGGACCCGGAAGUCCUGGAGAUGCCUCCAGGCACCGUGGAGCACCCGUGGGUGACACAGGAGCACCCAUGGGUGCCGGGAGCACCCACAGACCAUGGGUGGAGCAGGGCGGGGGGUGGAGGGAGCCAGGGACGGGGGGGACAUGAGGAUCCUGGGGCCACCCAUGGGUGCUGGGGACCCCACAGGACACCCCCCCCCCCUCCCCCUCCCCCCAUGGGCCCGAUCCUGCCCCACACUUGUGGGGCUGAGCCCUCCCCCCCCCCCCCCCGGGGCCUUUGUAGAAUUUUGGGGCUUUUUCUACGCACUUUGGGGCUUUUCCGGGCGGUUUGGUCGGUUUUAUCGUUUGGGGGGGGUGGGGGUUGGUUUUGGGGGGGGGUU
Grus americana (Whooping crane) is the source of this 9664-nucleotide messenger RNA. RefSeq names its product lysine methyltransferase 2B (gene KMT2B). Gene Ontology annotation, cellular component: nucleus; histone methyltransferase complex. Gene Ontology annotation, biological process: positive regulation of DNA-templated transcription. The record is from RefSeq and is a predicted model, not a curated record. NCBI's taxonomy places the organism in Eukaryota, Metazoa, Chordata, Aves, Gruiformes, Gruidae. Gene Ontology annotation, molecular function: DNA binding; histone H3K4 methyltransferase activity; protein binding.